CUCAUAUAACACAAUAAUAUUUCACACGCUGGACAGAGAAUAAUCCUUUCAAAUAUGGCAGAGUAUUGGAAGUCAGCCCCCAGAUACUGGUGCAAACAAUGCAAGAUUUUCAUCCGGGAUACGGCAUUUGAAAAGACCCAACAUGAAGCAACAGGCAAACACCAAGGAAACUUAAAGCGAUUCCUACGGGACAUCCACCGAGACAAUGAGCGCCAACAGCGGGAAACUCAGAGGGCCAAGAAUGAGGUUGAACGCCUCAGACAAACCGUCUCCGGCAACGUUGGUGGGAAGAGCGGCAAUGCAGCCUCCUGGAAACCAGCAGCACCAGUUCCCCAAGCGCCACCGCGGUCAGUUUCCCUGGACGAGAGGAAGAAGCAGAUGGCGCAAUUGGCGGAGAUGGGUGUUGCGAUACCGGACGAGUACCGUGGUGAUAUGGCCCUGGCUGGAGAGUGGCAGACUGUUUCCGAGAAAGUGAUUGGCGCGGAUGGAGAAAAGACGGGUCCUUCGCUUGGGGUUCGCAAGCGCAAGCAUGAGGGGGAUGAGGAAGAAGAGGAGGCUAAACGGGAGGCGGAGAGGUUUGUUAGCAAGGGUUGGGGGUCGAGGACUCGGGAGUACCCCGGUGCGCAGGAUGAUGCGGAUUUGGAUGCCCUCCUAGAGUCUACGAAGGAUGUUAAGAAAGCGAAACCGUCGACUUCUGAGGCGACUCCUAAGGAGAGCGACAAGGAAGCUGCUGAUGUCCUGGCUCAAGGCGAGGGAGACUCUGCAGCUGCAGAGUCGGAGCAGACGCCACAAACUGAAAAGGAACCGUUGGAAGCUGCUGCUGUGCCUCCCGCGCCCGUGGCUAAGAGUGAACCAGAAGAAGCGAGUGCGGGCGUCGUUUUUAAGAAGCGCAAACCAAAGGUUAUGAGAAAAUAGGCCAACAUUGGGCAUACGCUUUAAUUCGUCUACGUUGCGCGACUUCACGUACCGGAUGAGUGGCUCAUGCGUAAACUCAUAUUCCUUUGCUGGUCCACAACCAGUGCAUGUCCUGACCAUACUUGACCGAGGGGUAAAGUAUGAUGUCCUCUCAGCUAUUGCUUAGUGAACCCCCCACUGAGAAAGGAAAAGAAAUGUACCAGAAAUGACUACAGAGCGAUACGGCCCUAGUUAUGCAUUGCGGAUGGCUUGUCAACAGGAAGAAUACUGAGCCAAUUAUAGGUUGCGCUUGCCUGUUGGGUCAAGGUCAUUCUCUCCUGAUUGUGAAUGGAUAGACCUUUGUUAACCAAAUGGACCAUGGGUGUGAGUUAAUCUGAAAAAGGCCCGGGCUAUGGCUACACAUACUCAACAAUGGAGUGUAUCAAGGCAUCGACAUCUACUCAAGUGAACAAACAUCAAGGGUUCCCUUUUCUAUUUUUAUAUUCCAAGGGAGAUUGUACCAUGGAGAAUUAGACAUGGUGUGAAAAAUGAGUGCGAUUCAAGGGACAUAAAUUGAACAUAUCGAGUUCAGAUGGUGGCUACCAGAUAAUUCUCCGAGAUUGACAUGGGAACCUCGUAUUGGAUACUAAUAUUGCAGAGAGGUCGUUUUCUUGGAAUAAUAUUGGUGGUUGAUAUGAUGGGAUAGUGCUAUUCAAAUAGAUUUAUAGUAUAUUUAAUAUUGAAUGGGAAACAAAUUUAUUGUUG
Molecule: messenger RNA, 1659 nt
Organism: Aspergillus pseudotamarii
Lineage: Eukaryota; Fungi; Ascomycota; Eurotiomycetes; Eurotiales; Aspergillaceae
Product: putative formin binding protein
Exons: 2
Coding region: 55-915 (286 amino acids)
Biological process (GO): mRNA splicing, via spliceosome
Cellular component (GO): precatalytic spliceosome
Molecular function (GO): RNA binding; zinc ion binding
Source: RefSeq, a predicted model, not a curated record